Messenger RNA from Cordyceps fumosorosea ARSEF 2679, 777 nucleotides. RefSeq lists its product as hypothetical. Lineage: Eukaryota; Fungi; Ascomycota; Sordariomycetes; Hypocreales; Cordycipitaceae. The record is from RefSeq and is a predicted model, not a curated record. Bases 1 to 777 code for a protein of 258 amino acids. The transcript has a single exon.
AUGGAGGACGCUCACGUUGACGACAAGAACCUAACCAUCAUCCUCGCCUCGGUAAUUCCUGGCGUUGCAUUCAUUCUGCUCUGCGCCAUUCUACUAUACCAGAUUCAGAAGCGCAGAGCACGUCUUUUUCGCAGAGGCAUCACUCCGAUUGGCGAGGAGGAAAUUCAGUCAUGGAAAGUCGACAAGGACGAUGAGCAGUCCGAGACCCUUGAGCAAGGGCCAUCACAUCAACGCGGAAACUCGGCUUCCUCCCACAAACCCGCGAGCAUCAUCGUCUAUCAGAACACUACGUCAGGUCGGGUCUCCGAGGACCAACAACCACACCCUACUUCGCCGCCAUACCGUGUUAGCAUCGACAUUCCCACCACGCCAGUGGUUGCCCGCGCACCGAAUGCUCGGCCCGGCCUGACAGAUGAUACUAUCCCAGGAGACGAUGCCUUCAUUCUUCAGCCUAAACGGCAGACACGGCUCGCCAAGCACCCGCCAGUGUCUGCAGCAAGCCGGCACCACCGUGCAUGGAGCACACGCUCCAUAUCCCGCCGGCCCUCGCACGAGUGUUGGUAUGGCACCGAGCACGACGGUACACCGCCACGUCACUCUACAGAGACCUUUACCCGCAGCCGGAGCCGAUCGUUGCACCAGGCUUCAAACAACAGCACCGCCUACUCGACGCCCGCUAAGCCACCCAGGGCUUCCUUUGACGAUGAAAUGUUUCUAGGCGGGCUCUCACCACGACCACCAGUCCACAAGUCCGAGAUUGGUCGAGCUAUCGGCUGA